CCCAGUCAUCUCGCCAUUUCGCGCUUAUUCGUUGCUUGCCCUCGUCUUUUGGCUUUGAGGCAUAGGGUAAGAAAGAAGCAGACCAGACCGGUCACCGUCAUCGUGAUCGUGAUCGCUGUGCCGGCUAUCCUUUUCACCUGCUUGGCCCAUGGCCGUUUCCCCCGUUUCAUCCCAUCAACACCCAAUCACUUGACGCGCUUGUUGACCAUCCACAGUUUGCCCCCUGCUCCGUCCCAUCUCCUGCCCCAUCUCAUCCGCUGGUCGCUCCAUCAGUCCAUUUAA
Messenger RNA from Colletotrichum orchidophilum, 282 nucleotides. RefSeq lists its product as uncharacterized. The transcript has a single exon. Lineage: Eukaryota; Fungi; Ascomycota; Sordariomycetes; Glomerellales; Glomerellaceae. The record is from RefSeq and is a predicted model, not a curated record. The annotation marks the transcript as partial.